AUGAUGAUCUAAUAGAAAUAAAAAAUAGGCUUGUUACUGAAAUUAAUUGUUCAUUUUGUCAAAGAGGAUUAUUAUCAUUUAAGUAUAAAACAACAAAUAAAAUUCAAAAAUUCUCCUCUAUUUCGAAUCUAUUUAUUACAAACUCACAAUGUGGAUAUAAAGGAUGUCUUAACCUAUUUAAGAAUAAGUAGGGUAGAAUAUUAUUUUAGUUUGAUGAAAAAUAAAAAUUUCUUCUAAGAUUUGAAAGUAUAUUACAAACUAUAUUUGCACAAAUAAUUCAUGCUAAGAGGGUACAUGCUUAAAUUCAUAAUAUAUCACAAUAUACCUAUAGGAUUGUAAUUUCUUAUCUAACAAUGCUGCUUUAAGAGGAGGAGCUAUUUAUACAAACUAAGAGAUUUUACUAUAUAAUUGUUAGAUUUACAAUAAUCAAGCAAAUAUUGGAGGAGGAAUUUUUCAAUAGGAAACUCUAUAGUAUCCAAUUUUUUAUAAUUAUAUUGAUAACAAUAAAGCAUAAACUUACGGAAAUACUAUUAUAUCCAUUCCUCAAAAAUUAACUCUAUAACUAAAUGAAAAGGAAAUGCUUUCAACAUUUAGAUUGAUAAAUGAAGAUAAUCUAAUAAUCGAUUAGGUGUAUAUUCCUCCUUAUGAAACAGUUUAAGGGAUAAUAUCUCAAUAACUAUUUGUCCCAAGUGGGUAAAGUAUUGCUAAAUAUAAAUAUUUUGAUUGGGAAGAUCGAAAGUAUAUCCCAUCAAAUUAAACCUUUCGACUUAUACCAUUAAAUUCAGAAAGUUAGAUAAUAAGAAAUUUAUCUGGUACUUCCUGUAGAAUUUAGGGUAGAAUACAUGUUUUCUCUGAAAACAAACUAGAUUCGGAUAAUUUCUUAUUUAAUUUUUCAAAUAUGAAUAACACUUAAUUCAAUGAUUCAACUUAAGGUUAUAAUUUGGAAGAUUUAAUAAUAUAUUUAGAUAAUGAAUUACCUUCUAAUAUGUCUUUAUAAUUAGAAUUUAGUUGCAAUUCCAUAUAAAUUCCAAUAUUUAAUAAAAAAUUACCUUAUAAUCUUCAAGGCAGUCACAAUAAUUAUAAAUUAAGAGUUGAAGUUAGAACUCUACCAUGUUAAUUUGGUGAAAUUAAGAGUUUUAUUAACUUCUCUUGCAUUCUAUGUGAUAAUAGUCAAGGUUUAUUCUCUUUAAAAUUGAAUUCACCUAAAUGUGAAGUAAAAGAUGAUAUAUCUACAAUAAGUGUGAAUUCAUCUUAAUUAAAUUUAAAAUAAGGAUUUUGGCGACCUUAUAUAGAUACAAGUAAAGUAUCCAGUUGUCUUAAUUUACUCAGUAAUUGUUUGGGAGGAUUGAGGGAGGGUGAUUUAUCUUGUUCAAUCGGACAUAUCGGAGCAUUAUGUGAAUAAUGCGAUUUGUAUAAUACGAGAGGUGAUGGUGAAUUCUCUGUUGGCUAAAGGUUUGUUUGCGGUUCCUGUUAGGAGACAUAAAGAAAUACAUUAAUUAUUACAUUAGUAAGUUUAUGGUAAUAAUUUAUAUGUUAUUGAAGGACUUUAAUUUCUGUUUUUAUUUCUGUUUAAGGUACAAUAAAGGCGGCAUAGGAUAUAUUACCAGAUUUUAAGUCUGUUUUUUAUCGUUCUACUUAUUUUAAUUAAGAUAGUUCUGCAAUUUUAAUGAAACUUUUAACAAAUUAUUUAUAAAUUUUAGAUACAAUAAGUACAUUUUAAAUAGACUUUUCAAAUGAAUUAUAAGGUACUUUAUAAACUAUUAGUUCACCAUUUGAGUCAAUGAUUUACUCUUUAGAUUGCUUUUUAUCAAGUACUUUCUCAUAUGAAAUACAUUAUGCAAGAAUGAUUUGGGAAUUAAUCACACCUUUCUUUUAUACUAGCUUCUUCUUUUUAAUUUACUUUAUUGCCUUCAAAAUUGGAUAUGCUAUUUUCAAUAAAAGUGUCAUAACAACUACACUCAUUUAUAUCUACAUCUAUUUAUAACCAACAUUAAUUGGUGGAUUGAUGCUAUUGGUUUCCUUUAGGGAGGUCUCAGAUUAUAAAUGGAUUUCUGCAAAUGUAUCUUAGAGGUAUGACACAGAAAUCCAUAAAUUAUGGAUGUUUAGAUUUUGUAUACCUACACUUCUUUUAUUUUCCAUUGUAAUACCACUCUAUUUAUUAAUUGGGCUUUACAAAAAUAAAGAUAAAUUUAAUAAAAAAUUGGUGCGAUAAAGUUGGGGUUAUUUGUACAUAGAAUAUCGAUAUUUAACCUUUUAUUGGGAAAUAGUUAAAAUAUUUUAGAGAGAAUUAAUUAUCCUCUCUUUAACAUAUUUUGAAGAUAGUAUUCUCAUCAAAGCAAUAAUUGUGGUUUUGAUUUUAAUCCUUUACUUAGAGUUGAACAAAAAAUUUAAACCCUAUAAUCUAAAUUAUUUAAACUAGUUGGAUUAUUUUUUAACAAACACUUGUAUAAUUUCAAUCAAUUUGGGAAUAGGAUGCUACUUCUCAUAAUAUUCAGGCUCAACAGAACUCUCAUAUAUAUUUAUCUUAGUCUUAUUGUUCUUAAAUAUUUAUUCAAUUUCAUAUCUACUAUUGAAAAUUAUCAAAGAAUUUUUAAGAUAAUAAAUUAAUGAAUUAGAGUAAAAACUGAAUGUAUUUAAAAUAAAGUUAGCAAGGUUUUUUCCAUGUUUAAUGAAAUAUAAUAUUAUUUAAAAAUUAUUAAGAAAUCAUAAAGAAAAAUAAGUAAGGUAGAAGUAUUUAAUUAAAAAAUUAAAAACAUAUCUUUUGAAAAUUGCUAAAAAAAUUAUCAUCAUCAAAAAUUAAGAAAAGUAUAAUUGUUUUCAACCUGAAAAUAAUUGUGAAUAAUUAUUAGAUUCUAGAACAAUUACUCCCAUCAUAUCUUCUUCUGAAAAGAAUCUGUGUAAACAUCAUUUGGUUAAAACUAAUUCUCUGAUAGCGUUAUAAUAAUAAAGAAUUAGUAUAUAAAUUCUUGACUAAAAGUAUUCUUUUUUUAUUAAUUUAAGACCUACAUUGUUAUUAAAUAUUAAUGCUAAUGAUACAAUAUCUGGAAGAUAAAAUUGA
Molecule: messenger RNA, 3058 nt
Organism: Paramecium pentaurelia
Lineage: Eukaryota; Ciliophora; Oligohymenophorea; Peniculida; Parameciidae
Source: the annotation of a GenBank genome assembly